This is a messenger RNA of Pseudophryne corroboree (corroboree frog), 1164 nucleotides long. Its product is annotated as extracellular calcium-sensing receptor-like. The coding region runs from base 10 to 1164 and encodes 384 amino acids. Gene Ontology annotation, biological process: G protein-coupled receptor signaling pathway. Gene Ontology annotation, cellular component: plasma membrane. The transcript has 2 exons. Gene Ontology annotation, molecular function: G protein-coupled receptor activity. The record is from RefSeq and is a predicted model, not a curated record. NCBI's taxonomy places the organism in Eukaryota, Metazoa, Chordata, Amphibia, Anura, Myobatrachidae.
CUGCUUGAGAUGUUUCAGCAGUACCAGGCCAUGAGGUUUGCCCUAGAAGAGAUUAAUGGACGGUUGGACCUUCUCCCUAACACUACAUUGGGGUUUAUUGCCUUUGACUCUUGUGCUGCUCUGAGGAAAGAACUGGAUGGAACCUUGUGGAUGAUGACGGGUCAGCCCCAGCCAAUACCCAAUUAUCGUUGCCAGGAGAAGCCGCCUUUGGCCGCUGUACUGGGACACACAAUGUCGUCAUCCUCGAUUCUCAUGGCUCACGUGCUGGGAUUGUACAGACAUCCACAGAUCAGUCAUUUCUCUACGAGCUCCUUGUUGAGUGACCGCAGACAGUUCCCCUCCUUCUUCAGGACUGUUCCCAGUGAUGCUUUUCAGUCACGGGGCUUGGCCAAAUUGAUGCUGCAAUUUGAAUGGACAUGGGUGGGGUUGGUUGCAAUUGGAAAUGACUAUGGACAGCAGGGUAUUCAAGACAUCAAGAAGGAGAUUCUCAAGGCUAGAGCUUGUGUGGCCUUCACAGAGUUCAUUGUGGCUGAUGGUGUGAAUCGAAAUAUCCCAUACAUCACUAAAGUCAUAAAGGAGUCAACGUCAAAGGUUGUGCUUGUUUUCGCUAGUGACCUGUUCUUUGUGCUACUGUUGGAUGAGAUGUUGAAGCAAAAUGUUACUGGGAAGAUCUUUGUGGCCAGUGAAGCUUGGUCUACUUCAAAUUUGUUAAGAGUGGAUAAAUACUCUACUAUACUAUCGGGCUCUAUUGGCUUUGCCUUCUACAGCUCAACCAUCCCAGGGUUUGGAGAAUACGCAAGGCUCAUCCAUCCUCAUUACCUUAAUCAUUCAGAGAAAUCCUUAAAUGAGAUAUUUUGGGAGAAAAACUUUUGUUGUCAAUUUCCCAAUCCAAUGGUUAAUUUAACCAAGUUGUGUACCGGAUUUGAAGACCUCUCUACCAUUAAUAAUGUCUACACCGACGUUUCCAGUUUAAGGGAUUCCUUUACUAUCUACACUUCUGUACAAGUCAUUGGCAAAUCGCUUCAUGACAUGACCACCUGUUCGGAAGGAAGAGGACCUUUCCACAAUGGAAGUUGUGCUAACUUACAGAGCUUCCAACCUUGGCAGGUGGUAAUCAUAAGAAAGCAAAGUUACUUCUGUAAAGUCAGUUGUGGAACUGAUUAA